This is a messenger RNA of Penaeus chinensis, 9331 nucleotides long. RefSeq names its product calcium-activated potassium channel slowpoke-like (gene slo). Gene Ontology annotation, biological process: transmembrane transport; potassium ion transport. The transcript has 27 exons. The coding region runs from base 170 to 3667 and encodes 1165 amino acids. NCBI's taxonomy places the organism in Eukaryota, Metazoa, Arthropoda, Malacostraca, Decapoda, Penaeidae. Gene Ontology annotation, cellular component: postsynaptic membrane. The record is from RefSeq and is a predicted model, not a curated record. Gene Ontology annotation, molecular function: large conductance calcium-activated potassium channel activity.
GAAGGUGCCAUGGCAGUGAUGGCACUGGAGGCCACAGUUACGUUGGCUGUCCCGAGAGGAACUCACCCUUUCACAUACCUGACGAUGUGAUAGACAAUAUACUUUUCCGUUUUUUGAUGCAACUCUUGCAUUAUCUGACUGCGAGGCAGAGUGACAUGAAGUGUUAACGAUGUCUGACGACACGGGUCCAACCCAAAUCUCAGAUGAGGAGUGUCUAAAAGAACGAAAAUGGUGGUACUUCUUGCUGUCGAGUAUCUUCACGUUCUUAGCGGGGAUCUUCAUAGUUCUGAUAUGGCGGGCCUUCUCCUUCCUCUGCUGCCGGAACCGGGACCCCUCGGAGUACCAAAAGCAGCAGGAAAAGGAGAAACUGCUAGCACAGCAGCAGGGACAACCCCCUGGCCAGCCCAAACCCAAGAACCUGAUGGAAGGGAACUUCGUCACAGAAGCCAAGGACUGGGCGGGGGAGCUCAUCUCGGGCCAGACCACAACAGGCAGAAUCCUGGUGGUGCUGGUGUUCAUCCUCAGUAUCGCCUCUCUCGUCAUAUACUUCAUUGACGCAUCAAACAUGGAGGACGGCGUGGAACACUGCCAGCCGUGGAGCGCGAACACAACACAACAAAUAGACUUAGCCUUUAAUAUAUUUUUUAUGGUCUACUUUUUUAUACGUUUUAUAGCGGCGAGUGAUAAACUAUGGUUCAUGCUGGAGAUGUAUUCCUUCGUCGACUACUUCACCAUCCCGCCCUCAUUCGUCAGCAUAUAUCUCAACAGAACCUGGAUAGGGUUGCGGUUCCUUCGCGCCCUUCGCCUGAUGUCAGUCCCGGAUAUCCUGCAGUACCUGAACGUCCUCAAGACAUCGUCCAGCAUCCGGCUGGCGCAGCUGUGCUCUAUCUUCAUUGCUGUGUGGCUCACUGGCGCUGGUAUCAUCCAUCUGCUGGAAAACUCUGGUGAUCCCCUGGAGUUCACCAAUGCCCACCCAUUGUCAUACUGGACAUGUGUGUAUUUUCUUAUUGUCACCAUGUCCACUGUGGGUUAUGGCGACGUUUAUUGCCAGACUGUGUUUGGAAGGACUUUCCUUGUCUUCUUUCUCCUCGUUGGCUUGGCUUUGUUUGCAAGUAGCAUUCCCGAGAUUAUAGAGCUGGUCGGGAGCCGGUCCAAGUAUAGUGGAGAGUACAAGCGGGAGCAUGGGAAGAGACACAUCGUGGUAUGCGGCCACAUCACCUACGAGUCAGUCAGUCACUUCCUCAAAGACUUCUUACAUGAGGACAGAGAGGAUGUGGAUGUUGAAGUGGUGUUCCUUCACAGAAAGCCACCGGAUCUGGAGCUUGAAGGAUUAUUUAAGCGGCACUUCACCACAGUAGAGUUCUUCCAGGGCUCGAUAAUGAACCCCAUAGACCUACAACGUGUCAAGGUACAUGAAGCUGAUGCCUGCCUUGUGCUCGCUAAUAAGUACUGCCAAGACCCUGAUGCAGAGGAUGCUGCCAACAUUAUGCGGGUCAUCUCCAUCAAGAACUACUCUGAUGACAUCAGAGUCAUUAUCCAGCUUAUGCAGUAUCACAACAAGGCAUACCUAUUGAAUAUCCCCUCCUGGGACUGGAAGCGUGGUGAUGAUGUCAUUUGCCUGGCUGAGCUCAAAUUAGGCUUCAUCGCCCAAUCUUGCCUUGCUCCAGGCUUCUCUACAAUGAUGGCUAACCUGUUUGCCAUGAGGUCUUUCAAGACGAGUGACAAAGAUGGGACUAACUGGCAAGUCGAUUACCAAAAUGGCUCUGGAAUGGAGAUGUAUACUGAGGCGCUAAGCCCUUCAUUCGUCGAUCUUAUGUUUUCAGAGACAGCAUUACUUUGCUUCUCCAAGCUUAAACUUCUUCUCUUGGCCAUUGAAGUCAAGAAUGAGGAUGGCACAGAUAGCAAAAUUGCCAUCAACCCAAAAGCCACAAAGAUCCAGCCAAACACUCAAGGCUUCUUCAUUGCUCAGUCAGCUGAUGAGGUCAAGAGAGCAUGGUACUACUGCAAAGCCUGUCAUGACGACUGCAAAAAUGAAACCCUUAUUAAAAAGUGCAAAUGUAAAAACUACAUCGGAAAUUUGCUUCAAGCGAGCGGUUUCAUGAAGAACUUUAUGCCCCUCGUGGUGGAAAGCGGGCCGGGGAAUGAGGGCGACAAGAUGCCGCUCAGAGAUGGAAUUGCCAACCAGAACAGCAGUAGUGGACAGCCCUUGGUGAAUGCAGCCAAAACGCUAGCAACUGCCAAGAAGAAUGGUGGACGACCCACAGACGCCCUCACCUCCCCCAGCCAGGGCUACAACCGGCUGACAGAGGAGAGCACGUACAGCUAUCACCUCAGCUACGAGGUCAAGAAACUCAUGCCUACCAGCCGCAGCAGUGGGGGAGGAAAUGGUGCCAACAACAGUGGGCUUACAGUAGGAAUUGCAGACGACCAAGCCAAGGACUUUGACUUUGAGAAAACAGAGAUGAAGUAUGACUCUACAGGGAUGUUCCACUGGUGCCCAGCAAGGUCUUUGGAGGACUGCAUUCUGUCUCACGACCGCAACCAGGCGGCCAUGACGGUGCUGAACGGCCACGUGGUGGUGUGUCUGUUCGCGGACCCCGACUCGCCGCUGAUCGGCCUGAGGAACCUCGUGAUGCCUCUCAGGGCCUCCAAUUUCCACUACCACGAGCUCAAACACGUGGUCAUCGUGGGCUCCGUCGACUACAUCAGACGCGAGUGGAAGAUGCUGCAGAAUCUGCCCAAGAUCUCCGUUCUCAAUGGGUCGCCGUUGAGUCGAGCAGAUCUGAGAGCAGUCAACGUGAACCUGUGCGACAUGUGUGUUAUCCUGAGCGCGAAGGUCCCCAGCAACGAUGAUCCGACCUUAGCUGACAAGGAAGCCAUCCUCGCCUCCCUCAACAUCAAGGCCAUGACCUUUGAUGACACCAUUGGAGUCCUUAAUCAGAAUCCCAGUACUGGUGGCGACACCCUGAGUCCACUAGGCUCCCCCAUAGUGCUGCAGAGACGUGGCUCCGUGUAUGGUGCCAAUGUCCCCAUGAUCACAGAGCUCAUCAAUGACAGCAACGUUCAGUUCCUCGACCAAGAUGACGACGAUGACCCAGACACCGAGCUCUACCUGACGCAACCGUUCGCCUGCGGUACAGCCUUUGCUGUAUCUGUCUUGGACUCCCUCAUGUCUACGACCUAUUUCAACCAGAACGCUCUUACGCUCAUUCGCUCACUCAUCACUGGAGGAGCAACGCCAGAACUAGAGCUGAUCCUGGCAGAGGGUGCGGGACUACGGGGAGGAUACAGCACGCCCGAGACACUUGCCAACCGCGACCGCUGUCAAGUGGGGCAGAUCUCCCUCUACGACGGUCCUCUUGGCCAGUUCGGGGAAAGCGGGAUUUACGGAGACCUCUUCUGCGCGGCCCUGAGGAACUAUGGCAUGCUAUGUAUUGGUCUCUACAGAACACUCCGUAUGAGUCCUCAAUCUGGCGUUGGUUUGGACUGCAGAUUCCGCGACACCUCAAGCUCGUGUGACGCGUCGUCCAAGCGGUAUGUGAUAACCAACCCACCAGAUGACUUCAAGUUGCUGCCCACCGACCAGGUCUUCGUUCUGAUGCAGUUCGACCCAGGCCUGGAGUACAAGCCUAACCGGGGAGACAUGGCCAAGGAUGACAACUCCUGACUCCUCCUCUGUAGCGCCCUCACUGACGGACCCUACUCCUACAUCUGAAAGAGUCCAGCGCUGCACCCACACCACACCAACACCACCACACACCACCCGCUCAUCACACGCUGCCACCCACCGCCCGCCAUCUGUGCCCGCCCGUGAGUGCAGCAGCGAAUGGUAGCGGCCACGUGCUGUGCCUCAGCCGUCCUCCCCAGUACAGUAUUUCCCUCCCCAGAUCUCCUGCUCUUCCUCUCUACCUUCCUUCUCACUUCCUCUGCUUCCUUCCCCUCACUCCCUCCCCCAGUACUAUCCACGCCCCAUUGUAGCCACCCCACAUCCUCCCCGUAUAUCUUCUAGUGGGUUUUUGGUCUGUUGUGUUCCGUAAGGUCCCAGCACAAGAAGAGGUGCCAGACAGACACCUCGCAUCAUGAGCAGGUGGCCCCAUGUGUGCUUUGUCACCCUAAGUUCAUAUAUGUUCGAGCUGUUCUGUGUAUACUUCUUUUGGUUGCAGGAAUGAACUAACAAAAACACCUCAUUUUAUCUUCAGUCUUUGGCAUCUUUGAAUUAUAUGUAUAUCGAUGUCCUGAAUGAGUAUUUUUUGUGUAUUAUUCUUGACUUUUGUGUGGGAUCGCGGACUUUUGAGAUAGGGAAAAAUUCACAGUUGAAAUAGAAUGUUCCAGCUAUGCAAGUUGCUACCUUGACUCACUCGCUAGUGCCCCAGGUGGUAGGGCGUAGCUCCAUUGUCAGACCCGAGUUUAGUGUUCCGUUGUCAGCCUGCACAUGCCCGGCUCACAGACACACCGGCUUUUUAAAGCCGAUCCUGUCAAGUCUCACCUGCAGCAAGUGCUCAUGUAUUCAGGGUCCUUCAGACUGUCCUGGACGCCUGCCACACGCCUAGUAACUCAUGGAUCUCAACGGAAGUGAGUAUCUGAUGAGGAACGAGCUGGGUGGCAGGGACGUGUGGGUUAGUCUGAGAGUGAGGAUGCUACAAUAGAAUGCUAAUUUUUUUUAGCAGAUCUUGUUGAUGAUGUAUUAUCUUUCUGUACUCUGUGCAAAACUUUUUAGAUAGCAAAAGUGGUGUUAUUACUUCUUUCACCUUUUCUCUUGCUGUCUUAUGCUCUUCAUUGUGUUCUCAUAAUGUAAAAUUUUGUUUUUAAGUAUUAUGGAAUAAGAAGUUAUAGAUGAUAAUUUCCUCUUCUAAGCACUCAUAAUUUCAUGUAUAACCAGAGUAUCAAAAACUUCUGGCACAGAGGACAACCACGUUUUCACAAGCACCGUCUAGCCAGGGAUAGUUGUUCAGCAAGACUUAGGUCCAGACAUGUGUUUACAUGCGACUUGUUUAGAGAAGAGUUUGAAUAAAAUAUUGAGUGUUAUAGUUUUUUACUUAGUUAUGUAAAGUUGAUAAAAGUUUUCUGACAUGCAUCAUUGUGAACAAAGUUCUCGUCUAGCAAGUUGAAAAAAAGCUGUCAAAAUGUUGUAAAGAGAAAAAUGCAUUUUGCAAAUCAAAAUUGUUGGCGCUAUGUCCGUGAAGCGCCGUGUUGCUCGGCCCUCUUAGGUCCAGGGCCUUGCGUGGUCACGUGACUCUAUGAUGUCACGUGUGGCCGGCACCACCACCACCUUAGUAGCGGGGUUGCAGCAUUAGCACAGCUAGAGAGGACACUGUAGGCUUCUAGCUUGUUGCACUCGAGCUACACCUCCAAUGGAGAGUUCUCACGUGAGCGAGGUCAUCCCAACAUCAAAGUUACUGAAAUCUUGUGGUGGCCACGUCUUUUGGUGGAACGCAGGUCCACUUCUUGCUCUUCAUUAUUCAUGUUAUCAGCACAUGUUAAUUCACAAUCUCGCUGUGACCAUGUCCAAUGGAAAUCCGGGAAUACAUUUAUACAUGUGCACCCACGGCCAGGUCCACUGUGGCCCACCAGAAUGUGGCCACCCAGGAUGUGUUGUGGUGUCCGUGUCCACUGGUGGCCCACCACAAUCGGGGUUUGGAGGGUUUUCCCCCAUUCUGCUGAGCCACGGCGACCCCUGUGAUCAUAUCCUAGUUUGUAUGGUAUGCCAUUCCACAUUUUCUGAUGUUUACAUAAUCCUGUUUUGAUCCACAGUGUGCGAAGCUGUAUAAUCCUUGUUUAUAAAUAUUCCUUGUUCCUACAUAUGGAAACCUUGAGAACUUAUGGCCCAUUGUGGCCCUUAUUAUAAUCAGUGAGAGUUCACUGGUCAAUGCUUGAGUGUUAAUAUUCACCAGAGUGUCGUUCAUGUCUACUCAUGCAUAUUCUCUCGAGUCCUCAUCAUAAGAAAGGUGUGCUGCACUUAAGUAUCUCUACAUAAACGUUGACAGUUGCGCAGCCGUGGUGGGUAAGGCUUCGCUCUGCCUGCCACGGUGCUGCUGCUGCCGCUGCUAGACGUGAUGCGCACGCGAGCCGGGGCCCCCUCCUCCAGGACUCUCCCAGCGCUGCCCUCUGGUGGCCUAUGUGCUGUCAUUGCCUUACAAAUGCCAAGAGCUUAAUAAGUUUUCAUCUCUUCAAUCAUGGCUUUUUAUCUUUUUCGAAAUGUACCACUGACCAGUGAGAGGGUGUUGGGGUAUGUCAGCAGAUGUCCACAAGUGUAGAAUACGUGUGCUCUGAAAGGCCAUAAAAAUAUGUAAUGAAGUGUUUGAAAAGUAGAUAAAAGCGUUUGUGAAAUCAUCUUAGAAAAGAGAUAUUAGUGUUCAGUUUAGUUUAUUGUGAAUAUGCUCACCAAACCGAGCUAGAAAGAAGAAAAUGGAAACAGAAAAAAUUAACAACACAAGAUAACCAAAUAGUUGCAAGUCGAAACGAGAAGCCACCCAACAACCCUUGCGUCUUCAACCAUUAUGACUUCUACAACAACAAGACCAACAGCUACAAGUGGCAGCACACUGAGCCGACUGCCCCACUCCUGCCAGGCUCUGUGGUAGGUGGGGUCAGGGGGUGGGUUCCUCGUUGUCCCAGAACCCACUUUUGCAACACUAUUAUCUGGAGUGCGAACACCUUAUGUAUUGAUUAUUCCCCUUCUCACCGGCUCUACCCUGACUCCGCCUGCCUGGGGAACUGCUGGUCAUGCAGUAUCAUGGCAUGAUUGAACCAUACUGGGAAAUAAAGAAGACAUACCCACUAGAUACAUAAUGAAAUGUGAUAUGUAAUAUAGACCAGGUGUCAUCUACUGCAUGAUAAUCGUGCUGCUUUCUGAAAUGUUUAUGAAAUCACUGUAUACUAUUCAUUCUUGUAUUUCUUCCUAUCAUUAUCAAAUACUUUUUGUAUAUUUUGUGUCCACUUGUGUUUUCCCUGCCUUCUGCUCUGGCCGAAUUGAUAAUGCAUAACAUUGGCGCUACAGCCUCCUCUCAGCACCAGUGCCUUGAAAGGCCUGCUGUCCCAUUGUAAACAUGAAAGACUCAAGAGACACCUAGCUUGUCUGCUCACAGGGGAGGGUUUGACCGACCACAGGCGAGAGGGGGAAACGAUUCCAAGCCACAAAGAGACACAUGGUGCCUGAGAGCAGGUCGUAUGCGCCGUCCUGGGGUUUUCCUAUCAGUAAAGGGGAAAUAUUUGGGGUUUAUGCACCGUUGGAUUUCCAUAUAUCAUGACUUAGGCGAGGUUUGGUCCUGGCAAGUCCCUCCCAUCCGCCUAUGGCCUCCAGGUCUUCCUUCUUGUUGCAAGAAGGGAAUAAGUCCUGCUCGAAGCGGGCGGACGGGACUUGCAGCGCCACCUGCGCCUUCUUUCAUACUUCUUUGUUCUGAAUCAGAGAGGUAAUCCACUGUUGACGUUUCUUAUCUCUGAUCUGUUACCAGUUAGGUCCUGUUCAAUCUUUGUUGAGCCCCACAGCAAACGGUGGCUCUGCUCUGCAAACACGCCUUACUAAGUCUUAUUUUGUUGCAGAAGCAAUAAGGCAAAAAACAGAAGUAAAAAAAAAAAAAAAGGUUUUCAGGAUUGCUUGUUAUGCAAACUGGCUGUAGUGAUUUAUGCAGAGAAUCUAAAUGGAACGUGAAUUUCAGAUUUUUCUACGCUGCUGUACAUGUACAUGUGAUAAAUGUUAUACAUAGAGGAAUUGUGCUGGAGAUCCCGGUCGCGAAGAUGGUCUCUUUGUGUUAAUAUAUUGAUAGAUUUAUAUUGGCUUUGAUCUGUAUCUUUGUAUUGUUGUUUUAAACGAAUGAAACUAAACAAAUGCGAAGUUAUUACUUCUUGUGAAUGUGGGAUAUUUCCUGAACUAUUGUAGAGGUGUUAUGUAGCAGGCUACUACUAUGAGGAGAAACUUUUUUUUAAAUCAUGACAGGUGACGGUUCAUUAGUGCAGAAGAAAAUAGAUAGGUAGAAUAAUCCAUAGCGACCUUCAUGACCGGGACCCGAUGCACUGUUUCUUCAUCCUACAAGUUACCAUCCAGUGGCAGAGGUCGGAAGUGCAGACUUCCCGCUGGUCCGACGUGACUCAAAGGAUCUAGAGUCCUGCAGCUGACAAGUCGCACUCCUUGUGUGGGAGGGCGGUAGAUCAGACGGGGGCUGUAGUUCCCUGUCAUGCAUGCGCCGGUCAGCGGCCUCAGUCCUCCGCAGCGCUGAUAAGAAGGGUCGCAACUGCACUGCGUAAGAGAUGCAACCAAGAGGAAAAGAGGCAGUUAAGCCAGUCACAAUUCCGGAAGGUUUUGUGACGUGACUCGGCCUGCCUGCCGCCAAAACAAUUCGCCCAUCGUCUCUGUGAGAGUGGGGGUUUCAGAUGUCAGUUUUGUUGAGGAUUUUCCUAAGAUAACGCAGUUCGUUCUUAUCAGCUGUUGUUGCUUACCGAUCUCUGGUUACUCCCACGAGAAGCCACGCCCACACCUCAAAACAGAAGUAGCAGACACAACAACACACUCCACACACCACACAACACGGACCUCUACACCCAAACACAUAUCAUGAGCCCUCCCGCUGUGUCAAAAGUAUGAAGAUGCAAUACAACACUUUCAUAGCCUAUUCCCUGCUGACGUGCGACAAAAUAAUCAAAAUAUUACAUAGUGACGUACGUAACAGGCCUUCGACUUCCCAUUUUCGUUCUUGUGAUGAGCAGGAAAGUAGAAUCCAAACCGCCAUCUUAAAAGUAGCUUAGAAGUAAAAAUGUUUAUGAAAACUUCAGGGUAUUAAGUAACUUCAUAAAACAGUAAUUAGUAAUUCGAGAAUUUUAAGGUACUUCAGCAAUAGUUGUUUUAACAAUAGAUUAAAGUGGAUGUGAAAAUUAAGAAGUAAUGCCAAAUUCUGUAGUUGAGCAAUUUGGUGGAUGGCAAAAAGGCGGGAACUUUACACUUGCUCUUAAUCAGAACGGCUAAAAUCCAUGCUAGACAUGUUAACCUCUCUCGCUUAUUGGCUUUUAAAAUAAAACCAAACAAAAAAUUAACAAGUUUAACCUUUUGCCAGAAGGGAAGUCAAAGUCCCGUAUGCACAAGCCCCGUACAAGAAACGUUGAUAUCAUAAUACAACAGUCAACUGUGGGUGUUUUCAGUGGCAAAUAGCGGGAAUAUGAAGACGUGUUAAUAUUUGUUUAAUGUAAGUAUUACACUACUGGUUCAGAACUGUUUUUAUUUGAAUAUUUGAACAGCAAUAGAAUAAAUGCACCUCUGUUGUUCCAGAGUUUACUUAACCUUAUUAAUAUGGUUCUCUGUAAUAUAUUGAUUGUUGAUUAAAACACAAAAGAGUGUACAAAA